Molecule: messenger RNA, 1525 nt
Organism: Stylophora pistillata
Lineage: Eukaryota; Metazoa; Cnidaria; Anthozoa; Scleractinia; Pocilloporidae
Product: acid-sensing ion channel 1C
Biological process (GO): sodium ion transmembrane transport
Cellular component (GO): plasma membrane
Molecular function (GO): ligand-gated sodium channel activity
Source: RefSeq, a predicted model, not a curated record
CUGUGAAAAGACAAAAAAUGUUUGGCGCAAAGCAGAAAAAGACUUCUUUUGCUGAUGAUGAACAAAAUUUAACAAGCCCAUCUCAGUAGCUAUCCUUUCUAAGCUUUGCACUCUUAAUCGCUACAACAUGUCGAGUGGAAAAAUCGUUCAUGACAACUAUGCUUGCAUCCCAGGUGCUGUCGGGUAUUCUGAGAAUAGUAGUGAAAUAAAAGAGUUUCCUCUCAAGAAGAAGACAACAGAAAUUCAGGAAUCACAGGGGGACUUUGAUAAAGCUGAACCAUCCUCAUUCAAAAAGCUUUUGACGCAUUUCGCAGCCACUACAACUGCGCAUGGUGUUGGGAGGAUAGCGAACGCGAAGAGUUCAUUAGUGAGGCGUCUGGUGUGGAGUUUGGUUAGUGUUGGUCUGUACGCAACAUUGUUUUGGAUGUGUAUUGCCUUAGUUGUAUUAUACGUGAAAAAACCGAUUGUGUCCAGAACAGAGAUGAGCUUUGAGGAGUCCCUGGACUUCCCUGCAGUCACAAUCUGUAAUUUUAAUAUGCUAAGAAAAGAAAAGCUGGAAAUACUGCAAAAAACAAUCCUUCCCUGGGUGAUUGCAAGCCUGGCACAAAGAAGUGGGAGAAGGCCACCCAGUUCAGAACAGCGAGUUAAUAUUACGAGUAUAAACGCAACCGAAGAUGCCAUGCGACAGCAAAUUCAGGCACAAGGAAACUUUAUGAAGGAAUCCCUUCUAUCCAAGGCAACAAACUCAUACGAGAAAGAGAUUUUAUCCAACGCUGAGGUGGAUACCAAAAGCUUAGAAAAGAACUUCUUAGAUAAGGUUUUGAAAAGUAUCCCAGAAGAUGAGCUGUCCAAGGUUGGACAUGAUCUGGAUGAGAUGUUAAAGUACUGCCGAUGGUCGUCUUUUAAUUGUAAAACAGGUAGUCUCAGAAUGCUUUGGCGCCAGUUCUGGCAUUGGAAUUACGGUAACUGUUUCAUCUUAAACUCAGGAUUAACUGAGAAUGGAACUAAAGUUCCUGCGGUUAUGAAUUCAGAUAGAGGCGGACCUAAUAACGGUCUCGAGUUGGAUAUCUUCAUUGAUCAAGAAAGUUAUACAAAGUUGACCGAUGAGGCUGGCGUGAGAGUUGUACUAACCGACCAAUCACGGAUGCCUUUUCCAUUUGACGAAGGCUUUAGUAUUCCAACUGGAUUCGCAACGUCAGUUGGAAUAAAAAGGAAAUUCGUUAAGAGAGUGGAUCCGUAUUUAAACAACAGCUGUGUCGACGAAGGGAGAACUGGAAUGGAUACUCGGACCAUCUACACAGAAAAGUACUACGUGAAUUACUCGACCCAGGCUUGUAGAAUGUCGUGUUUAGCAGCUGUAGAAGUCGAGACAUGUAACUGCUCAGAAGCAAGAUUUCCUACCAACAGCUCAGCCUGUUUCAGUGAAGAGCAGAGGGAGUUUGCAAUUUCCAGUGAGGAAAACCACGCUCCCACAAAUCUUUUCAACAGAAUAACUUUCAAUGCAUUGUUUUCUCUUUUUUUUUAA